CCAUUACUCACGUAAAUGUAUUUUUUCGUAGUUAUUAUAUUCCUAUUUUACAUAACUCCAAUUUUAUUGAUAGACACUGAGAGAGAAGAGUUCUGUGAGAAAGUUAAAAUGUGUAUUGAUUCCCGCAACAAACCUGUCUGUGGCAUACGAAGUACUGGAACAGGGUACCGAGUGAAAAUAUUCGAAAAUGAAUGUGAAUUGUUGAAAUUUGGCUGUGCAAUGGAAAAAGACGAAGAAGCCUACGGGAUAGUUAACAUGGAUUACUGCAAACACGCGCACAGGGUGUCCAAUAGCAACGCAACAGGGACGGAGCAAUUAUCGCCAGCGAAAAAUAACAAAUGCUCUGAAUAUAAUUGCGCAGUACCAAUAGAUACUAAAGUGGUGUGUGGUAUCCGAAAAUUUGGUCCUGGAUUUAAAGUACGUUUGUUUUUAAAUGAAUGUGAAAUGAUGAGAUAUAACUGUGAGAAAAACUUCGUGUUUGAAGUUACCGAUAUUUACGUCUGCGACGGCAUGCCUUUGCCCCGUGCUCCUACAAAUAACAUGGUUCCACGGAAGUUGAAUUUGAUAUUAGACAAUGCAGAGGAUGCUAGUGACUUGGCAUUUUUUGGUAUAAAUGAUACUAAUGAAAUAGACAAAGUUGAAAAGACAACUAGUGCUAACAAUGUUAUUGAAAAUUUGAUACUUACGACCGAUGCAGACUUACGUGCUACUCCUUUAAAUAUCAACCAAACCAUUGAAACAAAUGAAGAUGAAGAAAUUCAAACCUCUGACAGUGAGACUCUUUCAACAAAUUUUGACGCAACACAGAGCGCAGGCACAACGGAAUUCUUUGAGCCGGAGACUAUGAACUACGACGAUACUCUAAACACAGACAAAGAAACAAAAGAAACUUUAUCAACACCAGACAGUGUAACUAAAGAGAAAAUUAAGUCGGAAAAGCGACGAAAAAACCUUGUAAUUGUGGACGCAACAUUGUUUGAUGUAAAUGGCAAUGUAAACGACACUAUAGAUAACUUUUUCGCAGCUACACAUAUUUUUGAUCUUCCUUUGAAAGAGGUGCCAAUGAACAGAUUACCAACGAGCACAAGGCGCCGCAUCGUGAAGCUGUUCGAGCCGAUCAAAGUGUUCCAGCCCUUCAUCACGAUCCCCGAGAACAAGAGUACUGAUGUAUGGCACGAGCCCACUCUCGCUUCCUGCUAUCACAAGUGUCCUGUGGAAUGUCCAGAGACAUACGCGCCGGUGUGCGCCGUGCCGGGCCAGGUCGCGCGCGAACCUAGUGUCAUGUUCAAGAACCACUGUUUCAUGGACGCCGCGCAAUGCAAGAUGCGCUGGGAUGACAAGAGUUCCACCUCAGAAAGCUCAGCCUACAUCGAGUCAUCAUUCAUGAUCUGCCUCGGUGACACGUUAAACACACUGUAUCGGUUCUUGCCGCUGGUGCGCACUCUCCAGCAUAUGGGCCGUCUUAAAAAGAAGGGCAAAUACCACUACAAGAUGCGCAACAUGGGAUUCUUCAACGAGCUCAUUGCCAGAGACCCUAAAGUCAUUGGAUAAAGGAAUUUCAAACCAAAACCUCAACUGAAACAGUAUUCUCUUAACAAAGGCAAUGGGACUGAAAAGACCCUGCGAAACAUUGGUUUCUUUGAAAAAACAAAUGCAUCCGAUUUUUUUUUAUUUUCAAUAUGUAGCAAUUGUGAAAACUAAUCGACAUUUUAUUCAUUGUUUUUAUUUCGUUCAAUAAGCAGUUACCACGAAGAAUCGCUUAUCCUCUUUAAGGUGCCUUUUGACAGAUUUGCUCGAAAUUGUCGAUCGUUAACGUUGAUCGACAAUGUCGAGUAAGUUCGUAGGCACCCGAUCGACAUUGU
Hyposmocoma kahamanoa is the source of this 1862-nucleotide messenger RNA. RefSeq lists its product as uncharacterized. The record is from RefSeq and is a predicted model, not a curated record. The coding region runs from base 16 to 1551 and encodes 511 amino acids. NCBI's taxonomy places the organism in Eukaryota, Metazoa, Arthropoda, Insecta, Lepidoptera, Cosmopterigidae. Gene Ontology annotation, molecular function: protein binding. The transcript has 5 exons.